This is a messenger RNA of Fonsecaea pedrosoi CBS 271.37, 894 nucleotides long. RefSeq lists its product as uncharacterized. The record is from RefSeq and is a predicted model, not a curated record. Bases 1 to 894 code for a protein of 297 amino acids. The transcript has a single exon. NCBI's taxonomy places the organism in Eukaryota, Fungi, Ascomycota, Eurotiomycetes, Chaetothyriales, Herpotrichiellaceae.
AUGGGACUCUGGGAGGCCGAUGUUGCACGAUGGCAACGGUUGUUUGGAUUUGAGAAGGCAGACGCCCGUCGCCGAAUCGAAGAAUACCGGAGUGCCUAUUCCAGGGUCAGGAUCUCCGAUGAACUCUGGGCUACAGUCAAGGCUCGAAAGGAGGCGGAGGGGUAUGAUCGAGAAGCAUACGAGUAUUCCCUCAAGAAUCAACCACAAGCACUCAGCCCAACAUCCUCGGCAACGGUGUCAGGCACUUUCAUCGUGCAAUUGAUGGAGCCUUUGGACUCGCCGGAAAAGAUCAAGGAUGUUGCUGGCUUGGCGGAGGCUCCGUUGAUCGUGACAGGAGUAGGCGAGCAUGGCCAAGCGAAUUUCUGCCAGAUCGACGGCGGGACUCGGGCGAAGCUGCUAGACUGGGUCGCAGAGUACCACAGCGGCUUCCAGCCCACUAUUGUGCGUUUGACAAAGGCCAAGAAGGAUCUAUGCUCGCGGAGCAUUGCACCAACUCUCGCACAUGACUCGACAUUGCCUCAAAACCGGCUGGACGACGAACAGGACAUCCCUCGACCAUCACAGGACGAAUACCCAGUGUUGUAUUUCUUCUACGGCACACUGGCUGACCCAAAAGUGCUAAAACACCACCUCAACUUGGACACCGAACCCUCUCUUGUGCCGGCCUCUAUCCAAGAUGGUGAAGUUCGACACUGGGGCAAAUACAGGGCGCUAGUGGAUGCACCAGGAUCGGCAAAGCUGUUUGGGAGCGCGUUUCUCGUUCGCUCUCAAGAUCAGGAGGACGCGCUGAGGUUUUACGAGACGGACAGGUAUGAGGUUGUGCGGUGCCGCAUCUUCACUGAAGACGGCGUUCACCAGGGGUUGACAUUUCGCUUUGAGGGGUGGCCAGGGUAG